UCAUAUCAGGCAUCAAACGUUUUGAGCGAAAAAGUUGGAGGAGCAGAAGGAACGAAGCUCGAUCUGGACUUCACCGAUAUGGAGAAGAAGAUGGACACCACCGCUCGGGCCGUGCUGGACAUCAUAACCAAGACCACUGAGUAUCUGCAGCCGAACCCAGCCACGAGAGCCAAGAUGAGCAUGAUGAACUCCAUGUCCCGCAUGCGCGGCCAGGAGAAGGGGCCGGGCUACACGCAGACCGAGGCCAUCUUGGGAGAGUCCAUGCAGAGGUUCGGCCGGGAGCUCGGGGAGGAUUCGAACUUUGGACAAGCUCUGAUUGACGCUGGGGAAGCCAUGCGUGAGCUGGGAGAGGUGAAGGACGCUCUGGACAUGGAGGUCAAGCAGAACUUCAUUGAUCCGAUGCAGAACCUCCACGAAAAAGACCUCAAGGAGAUAACGCAUCACCUGAAGAAGAUGGAGGGUCGUCGCCUGGACUUUGACUACAAGAAGAAGCGCCAGGGCGGCAAGGUGAACGACGACGAGCUCAAACAAGCGCUGGAGAAGUUCGACGACUCCAAGGAGAUCGCUGAGCAGAGCAUGUUCAACCUGCUGGAGAGCGAUAUUGAGCAGGUGAGCCAGCUCUCUGCACUGGUCCAUGCUCAGGUGGAGUAUCACAGCCGCGCUACUGAGAUCCUCACACAGCUCUCCAGCAAGAUUGAUGAACGGAUAAGGGACACCACCGUCAAGCCCAGGAAGGAGUACCUGCCCAAACCCCGCACGUCUCUGGACUUCUCCUCCAUCAGUGAGAACCACAAUGGAGGCAUCCACAGUGCUCGAUCUCCAGCCUCUCGUCUAACGCUGCCUCUCUUUUCUCUCUUCGAUCCUCCCCCCUUCUCUCCAGCCCCACUGGACCAGCCCUGCUGUCGCGCCCUGUACGACUUUGACCCCGAGAACGAGGGUGAGCUAGGCUUCAAGGAGGGCGACAUCAUCACCCUGACCAAUAAGAUCGAUGACAACUGGUACGAGGGGAUGCUGCACGGCAACUCCGGCUUCUUCCCCAUCAACUACGUGGAUAUCCUGGUGCCGCUGCCGCACUAG
Molecule: messenger RNA, 1077 nt
Organism: Limanda limanda (common dab)
Lineage: Eukaryota; Metazoa; Chordata; Actinopteri; Pleuronectiformes; Pleuronectidae
Gene: sh3gl2a
Product: SH3 domain containing GRB2 like 2a, endophilin A1
Exons: 9
Coding region: 79-1077 (332 amino acids)
Biological process (GO): synaptic vesicle uncoating
Cellular component (GO): presynapse; cytoplasm; glutamatergic synapse
Molecular function (GO): protein binding
Source: RefSeq, a predicted model, not a curated record